Molecule: messenger RNA, 1486 nt
Organism: Betta splendens (Siamese fighting fish)
Lineage: Eukaryota; Metazoa; Chordata; Actinopteri; Anabantiformes; Osphronemidae
Product: alcohol dehydrogenase 1-like
Exons: 9
Coding region: 137-1273 (378 amino acids)
Biological process (GO): formaldehyde catabolic process
Cellular component (GO): cytosol
Molecular function (GO): S-(hydroxymethyl)glutathione dehydrogenase [NAD(P)+] activity; zinc ion binding
Source: RefSeq, a predicted model, not a curated record
UUGCAUAACCAGUUUUUUCUUGCAGCAGUAUUUAAAGCCUGGGGUCCCAGCGAGUCCUGUCCUCCUCAUGCUCCUCUGUUACAGUAGCACUUAGUUCUUCCUCAGCACAUCUGUUUACCGCUCGUCUGCUGCAGAAAUGGCCACAGCUGGUAAGGUAAUCAAGUGCAAGGCUGCGGUGGCCUGGGCGCCCAACAAGCCUUUGGUGAUGGAGGACAUAGAGGUGGCCCCGCCCCAGGCCCACGAGCUCCGCAUCAAGAUUGUCGCGACCGGCGUGUGCCACACGGACCUGUACCACCUGUUUGAGAGCAUGCACAAGGACGGCUUCCCAGCGGUCCUGGGCCACGAGGGAGCCGGGAUCGUGGAGAGCGUGGGGCCUGGAGUCUCUGAGUUCCAGCCAGGAGACAAGGUGAUUCCUCUGUUCAUCUCCCAGUGCAGGGAAUGUCGCUUCUGUAAGAGUCCUAAGACCAACCAGUGUGAGCAAGGAUGGGCUGCCGAUCGUUACGAUGUGAUGGCAUUACCAGACUCCAGGUUCACCUGUAAGGGCAAGAAGAUCCUGCAGUUUAUGGGAACCAGCACUUUCUCUGAGUACACGGUGGUGAAUCAGAUGGCUGUGGCCAAGAUCGACCCCGCUGCUCCUCUGGACAAAGUGUGUCUGCUCGGAUGUGGGAUCUGCACAGGGUUCGGGGCUGCAGUCAAUACUGCUAAGGUGGAGCCCGGGUCCACAUGUGCCGUGUUCGGUCUGGGAGCUGUGGGUCUGGCUGCAGUCAUGGGCUGCAAGUUUGCAGGAGCCAAGAGGAUCAUCGCCGUGGACAUCAACCCAGACAAGUUUGAGAAGGCCAAGGUGUUCGGGGCGACCGACUUCGUGAACCCCAAGGACCACAGCGAACCUGUCAGCAAAGUGCUGUUUGAGAUGACCAACGGAGGAGUGGACUAUUCCCUGGAGUGCGUGGGGAACGUGGAGGUCAUGCGCAGCGCUUUGGAGUCUUGUAUCAAAGGUUGGGGCGUCAGCGUGUUGGUCGGGUGGACAGACCUCCAUGACUUCGCCGCCCGACCCAUUCAGCUCAUCGCUGGCCGCACAUGGAAGGGAUCGCUGUUCGGAGGGUUCAAGAGUAAGGACGGCGUUCCUGACAUGGUCAAAGCCUACCUGGACAAGAAGGUGAAGCUGGACGAGUUCAUUACCCACAACAUGCCCCUGGAGAAGGUCAACGAUGCCAUCGCACUGAUGAAGCGCGGCGCAUGCAUCCGCUCGGUCCUGAGUGUUUCUCCACAAUGAAGCCUUUGUCUUCUUAUUUCAGCCAAGAUGAGUUAAUGACCUGCAGCUGUGAUAGUCCCAACGUUCACAAACACACUGCAAGACAUAUAAAGACGUCCUUCGUGUUAUUACAUAUACAGUAUAUGCGUGUUACACUGGUUAGAGAUAGAUUUCAUGUAACUAAAAACUAAACAUGUCAAAGUGUUUAUGAGGCCAAAUAAAUGAUUGAACAGA